UCUUCUUUCAUUUCUUUCGGCUUCGUAUUUCCUCUCUCAGUAGCGCCGAAGCUUUCUCACUCUAAGAACUUUCUCUCUCUAGAAUCUAGGGCUGAAUUCUCUGUACUUUACCAUCGGCAACCAUGAAUAUCUUCAGACUCGCCGGCGACAUGACGCAUUUGAUCAGUAUUCUCGUCCUCCUACUCAAAAUUUACGCCACAAAAUCAUGCUCAGGAAUUUCUCUGAAGACCCAAGAGUUGUACACAAUUGUGUUUUUGGCACGAUAUCUGGAUUUGUUCACUGAAUUUAUAUCUGUCUAUAACACCAUUAUGAAGAUAGUGUUUAUUGUGAGCACUUUGGCAAUUGUAUGGUGCAUGAGGUUUCACAGAACUGUUAAGCGGUCAUAUGACCGAGAGCUAGACACUUUCCGUCACUGGAUUCUUAUCGCUGCUAGUUUUGUGUUGGCUCUUUUGAUUCAUGAGAAGUUCACUUUCCUGGAGGUAUUUUGGAGUUUUUCAAUAUACCUGGAGGCAGUUGCUAUUCUUCCACAGUUGGUUCUAUUGCAAAGAAGUGGAAAUGUGGACAAUCUGACUGGACAAUAUGUUUUCUUUCUUGGGGCUUAUCGAUCAUUCUACAUCUUGAACUGGAUUUACCGUUAUUUCACAGAGCCCCAUUUCAGCAGAUGGAUAUCUUGCAUCUCUGGACUUGUCCAAACUGCUCUAUAUGCAGAUUUUUUCUACUACUACUUUAUAAGUUGGAAAAACAAUGCGAAGCUUCAAUUGCCUGCCUGAAACGAUUAUGAUAUAGUGAUAAUUUGACACUUUAUGCGAUUCUGCCGUUGCU
This is a messenger RNA of Ipomoea nil (Japanese morning glory), 822 nucleotides long. Its product is annotated as ER lumen protein-retaining receptor A-like. The record is from RefSeq and is a predicted model, not a curated record. Gene Ontology annotation, biological process: endoplasmic reticulum to Golgi vesicle-mediated transport; protein retention in ER lumen. Lineage: Eukaryota; Viridiplantae; Streptophyta; Magnoliopsida; Solanales; Convolvulaceae. Gene Ontology annotation, molecular function: ER lumen protein retrieval receptor activity. The coding region runs from base 123 to 770 and encodes 215 amino acids. The transcript is spliced from 6 exons. Gene Ontology annotation, cellular component: cis-Golgi network; endoplasmic reticulum; membrane.